CCCCAUCCUCCUCCUCCCCCAUCUCCACUCCCACAUCCCCGGGCAAACGCCACCACAGCUACCACCCACGUCCCCUGCAUAAUUACACACGCCAGCAUAUCACCCACGCACACUCUCUCUCUCGGUGUCUCGCACACACCCUGCUCCCGGCACACGCGAUCCACAUCCCCUCCUCAUUACGCACAGCAGAGUGUUGCCGCACACACGCCGGCAUAUACAACCCUCCAUGCUCGCUCGCUCUCACACAACACGGACAGACGCGCGCUCGGGCGGAGGCUGUUCCCGGUCGCGAAGGGUUCCCCGAGUUGAAGCGCCGCCUCUGCUGCUGCUGCUGCCUGCGCUGUCCGGUAGGUGACUCGGCGGCGAGGGUCACCUUGCGUCCCGCACAGAAGCCGCCUAGUCAAUUGGCAGCCGCGUGAGGAUGGUGGUCGGCGGGCUUCGGUGAGCAGCCCGUGGCCACCCACGGGGGACGCGCGGAGAACCUCCCCGUAGCGGCUCUCGAGGUGGACAUCCCGACUGCGCUGUUGCUUCACCCCGGAGUAUUUCUUGUAGACGGUCGCCGCGUGUGGAUUUAAAGGCGCCCACCUGAACCAUUUGCCAGGGGCUGUCUCUGGGUUUCGGCAUCUUAGGAAGGGCGUGCGGCUUUUUCCCCGUAGAGUCCGUCCGUCCGUCCGGGGACGAUUGCGCUGUGGCAACUGCAUCGAUCCCCUUGCACGGGUGGUGUUGUUCCAUGGCGAUAAGAUCGGAGGUGGCGACGUCGUCUCCUACCAGCGUCGGUGCUGAUUCAGCUCGGCCAGGAUCAGACGAAUAAUCACCUCCGCAAAGCGGCACAUUUAUAUCAUCGCUAACGUCAGCGGCAGAAAAUUUGUCAGCUUCACCGGCAGAAAGCUAUCACUUCCAUCACCGCCAGCACACGUAUUCCCUUCACUAGCAGCAACAUCCGUCACCAAAACCACCACCAGAGCCGCCACCACAAUCACAUCAUCCAUCCACACUCCCUCCUCCCGCGACACCUCCAUCGCAUCCCCCCCUCCCGCACCCCCCAACAAGCGCCGCCACCAUGCUGCAGUCCCUGGCCACGAGCUCGUGCGGGAGGAUUCUGGAGCAGCGGCGCUCGGCGUGUGUCUUCCUGGGCCUCCUGCUGGCCUACGUGGUCUACCUCGUGGUGGGCGCCGCCGUCUUCUCGGCGCUCGAGCGCCCGGCCGAGCAGGACCUGCGGGACGACCUGCGCAGCCUGCGCACCAAGUUCCUGGCGGACCACCCGUGCGUGCGCGACGCCGAGCUGGAGACCUUUCUCGAGAAGGUCAUGGGCGCCAGCAACUACGGCGUGUCGGUGCUCAACAACGCAUCCGGGCGCGUCAAUUGGGACUUCACGUCGGCGCUGUUCUUCGCCAGCACCGUGCUCACAACCACAGGUUACGGCCACACGGUGCCGCUGUCCGACGGCGGCAAGGCCUUCUGCAUCAUCUACUCGGUGGUGGGCAUCCCCUUCACGCUGCUGCUGCUCACGGCCGUGGUGCAGCGCCUCAUGGCGCUGGUGACGCGCCGGCCCAUCGCCUACAUGCAGCGGCGGCUGGGCGCAUCGCGGCAGCGCGUCGCCACCGCGCACGCCGUCGUGCUGGUCGUCGUCGUCAUCACCUGCUUCUUCUUCAUCCCGGCCGGCAUCUUCACGGCGCUCGAGACGAGCUGGAACUUCCUCGAGGCGUUCUACUUCUGCUUCAUCUCGCUCAGCACCAUCGGCCUGGGCGACUACGUGCCGGGCGAGGCCUACGGGCAGCACCUGCGCGAGCUUUACAAGUUCUGCGUCACCUGCUACCUGAUCAUCGGCCUGGUGGCCAUGCUGCUCAUGCUCGACACGGUGGGAGAGCUCUCCGAGAUCCGCUACCUCUCCGGCAUCUUCCACACGGGCGGUGCCGGGGGUGCCGGCGACGACGACGACGACGACCGCGUCGGCAUCGUGGACGGCGAGGAGCUCCCGGUGUCCACCGUCUCCGACCUCGCCGCCAACGGCGGCGGCGGCGGCGGCGAGAAGUCGAGCCAGCCGCUGGCGUUCAGCGGCCCCGCCUCCACCUACCACACCAUGGGCAACGGGCAGUGAGGGCCGCGAGGCCUCCACGAGGUCCCCCCCCCCCCACGGGGAAAGGGUUCCCCCGCUUGCGGCGUGCGCCAUCGCGGGGGGCGGUGGCGC
Petromyzon marinus (sea lamprey) is the source of this 2188-nucleotide messenger RNA. Its product is annotated as potassium channel subfamily K member 1-like. The record is from RefSeq and is a predicted model, not a curated record. Gene Ontology annotation, cellular component: plasma membrane. NCBI's taxonomy places the organism in Eukaryota, Metazoa, Chordata, Hyperoartia, Petromyzontiformes, Petromyzontidae. Gene Ontology annotation, molecular function: outward rectifier potassium channel activity; potassium ion leak channel activity. Gene Ontology annotation, biological process: stabilization of membrane potential; potassium ion transmembrane transport.